Molecule: messenger RNA, 1268 nt
Organism: Neocloeon triangulifer
Lineage: Eukaryota; Metazoa; Arthropoda; Insecta; Ephemeroptera; Baetidae
Gene: Rpn9
Product: 26S proteasome non-ATPase regulatory subunit 13
Exons: 7
Coding region: 47-1204 (385 amino acids)
Biological process (GO): ubiquitin-dependent protein catabolic process
Cellular component (GO): cytosol; proteasome regulatory particle, lid subcomplex; nucleus
Molecular function (GO): structural molecule activity
Source: RefSeq, a predicted model, not a curated record
AUGCUUCGCGAAUUUUAGUAUUAUUGAAAUCCUGCUGACACAUGCGAUGGCGUCAACCGGCUCAGUGAAAGAUGCGACUAAAUAUCUUGCUACCCAGCAGGCCGAGUCUCCUCCGGAGUUGGCCGCCGAAUGGGCGAAUCUUGAGGAACUCUACAACAAAAAACUGUGGCACCAAAUCACCCUUAAGCUGGGCACAUUCGUCAAACACCCUUUUCUUCAAUCAGGAGACAAACUCAUCCAGCUCUACAGCAACUUCAUCCAAGGCUUUGAAAACAAAAUAAAUCCACUAGCUCUGGUUGAGAUCAUUGCGAUCGUUGUGCAGCAGUACGAGAACUCAAAGGAUGCAGUGGCAUUUUUGCAGCAGACGGAGCCUAAAGUGCAGUCCUGUGCAGAGGCAGUGGCCUUGUGCAAAGUUCUUGCUGGAAGCAUUUUGUUAAACAAGCUCGAGGAUCAGGCUGGCACAAAAAAAGUCAUCGACGAGGUUGGAAAGCUUCUGGACGAUGAGGACGGUGUGACUCCAGUGCAUGGCCGCUACUAUCAGUUGGCUAGCGAUUUGUACAGACUGCAGAGCAACUAUGCCGAGUACUACAGAGCCUCAUUGCGUUAUCUCGGCUGCUCCGAACUUGAUACCCUGUCUUCCGAGGACAAAAUCAACAUAGCUGCGUUUCUCGGACUUGCUGCUCUCCUUGGAGAAGGAGUCUAUAAUUUUGGAGAAUUGCUUGCCCACCCUGUUCUUGAGUCAUUGGAGGGCACCCCUGCAGUUUGGAUUAAGCAAUUGCUGAUUGCGUUCAACCAAGGUGACAUUGCCAAGUUUGAGCAGAUGAGGCCUAGUUGGGAAUCAAUGGGCGAUCUCGUAGCACAUGAGAAGCAGCUACGUGAGAAAAUCACCCUCCUCUGUCUCAUGGAGAUGACCUUCAAACGUCCAUCAAACAAUCGAAUUCUGACGUUUGCCGAGAUCGCCAAAGAAACUCAGCUCCCUGUUACUGACGUUGAGUUUUUGGUCAUGAAGGCGCUGUCUCUCAAUUUGGUCAAAGGUGCGAUUGACCAAGUCUCCCAAAAUGUGCACAUGACCUGGGUGCAACCUAGAGUCCUUGACAAAAAUCAGAUCAACGGAAUGAUUCAGCGCCUCAACGCUUGGUGCAACGACGUCAAGUUGAUGGAAAAUCUUAUGGAAGAAAAGGCUCAUGAAAUUCUCACUCUUUAGUUUAAAAGUAUUUGUUUUUGCUUAUUCUUGUAAAUUAAUUUAAUAAAGAUACAAUUCAAACUUA